Cuscuta europaea is the source of this 642-nucleotide messenger RNA. NCBI's taxonomy places the organism in Eukaryota, Viridiplantae, Streptophyta, Magnoliopsida, Solanales, Convolvulaceae. The record is from the annotation of a GenBank genome assembly.
GUCCGGUUCGGGAGACUCAGUGGGUUUGAGGCGGCGUUGUGCGUUACGGGAGCGAUCACGGUGCCGGGAAGGGUCAACCGGGCGAGAUACGAUCAUAUCAUAUUGGAGUGGAUAUGGUGUCGAGGUUGUGGAGAAAUGUUCGAGGGUGAAAGGUUUUAGCUUUGACGAAACGGAGAUGGAGCGUGGUAUAACCAAAGGGAAUGAGCUCGUGAAGUGGAAGAAAGCAAGAGAUAUCUUUGACAGUUGCGCCGGUUUCGCCAUUGAGGUUGCAGUUCACCUAAGAGGGCGUCACAGACCCUUUGUCAAUGCAAGCACUUCCCGUCCUGGCUUUCACUUCAUGUUCUCAUAAGAAGAAGGUCAGCCUGGCUGGCAGGCUGGACGCUUGAGCUCCCUCCUGCUGGACUGGACGGUGGGCUUCCCGCUAGGCUGGAGGAAGGCUUCUGACCGGGCUGGAGGCAGGCUCUCAGGUAGGCUGGAAGGCAGGCUCCCGGGUAGGCUGGAAGGCAGGCUCCCCGUUGGGUUGGAGGCAGGCUCCCACAUGGGUUGGACCGCAGGCUCCCAGUUGGGCUGGAUCGCAGGCUCCCAGCGGGGCUGGUGGUCGGCAGGCUCCUGGCUAGGCUGGAAGGCAGGCUCCCCACUGGG